Messenger RNA from Anopheles bellator, 1690 nucleotides. RefSeq names its product muscle segmentation homeobox (gene Dr). NCBI's taxonomy places the organism in Eukaryota, Metazoa, Arthropoda, Insecta, Diptera, Culicidae. The record is from RefSeq and is a predicted model, not a curated record. Gene Ontology annotation, molecular function: RNA polymerase II transcription regulatory region sequence-specific DNA binding; DNA-binding transcription factor activity, RNA polymerase II-specific. Gene Ontology annotation, cellular component: nucleus. Gene Ontology annotation, biological process: embryonic morphogenesis; regulation of transcription by RNA polymerase II. The transcript is spliced from 2 exons. The coding region runs from base 200 to 1453 and encodes 417 amino acids.
GGUGCGAUGCCCGAAUCGGCAGCCAUUUUCCGUGCAGUGGAUGCAGUGAUGUGACGGUCCGUCUGCGACCACCUGACGGAUCUGCCACCCCCCCAGAACAGCGCUUUGAGCAGUGCAAGAACCAGCCACAAAAAGCAACAUCGCUCGCGUGUGCGUUUGCGUGUGUCUAACUCGUUUUGCGGCAGUCGGUCGGAUCUUCAUGCUAAAGUCAUCAGGAAUGACUGUAACUCCGGUACGAAUGGCGAUGACCAGCCCGACGGUGCCCCUGCAGCAGAAAAGCAACUCGCGGAUCAGCAACUUCAGCGUGGCGUCCUUGCUGGCGGACACGCGGCCCAAAACGCCGACCGGCCUGCAUCAGCACCACCCGCACCACCCCCACCACCAUCACAGCCACCACCAGCACCAGCUCCAUGGGCUGAUCAGCACCGCGCUCAGCUCCCCGACGGCGACCCACAGCCCGCUCAGCCCGCUGAUGGCGCACGGGCUGCCGUCGGGGACGGCGACGGCGACGACGGUGACGACGAUGACCCCGAUGACGACGCCGACCACCACCACGGCGACCCCGUUGCCGCCGGGCCGGUCGCCCGAGCUGCGGGAUCUGCUCGUCCCGGCCAACCUGUCGUCCUCGCACACCGGCUCCUGCUCGCCCCGCUCCCAGCCCGACGCCAGCUCGGCGAAGACGGUGGACGGGGACGGGGACGGGACGGGGCGGGACACGCCGCACAGUUUGCUCGAGUCGGACGACUACGACUCGAACCACGACGAGGAGGAGGACUCGAUCGUCGACAUCGAGGAUAUGGACCACGAGCUGAGCGACGCCGGUUCGCAGCGGGGCGGGCGCGGCAGCAAGGGCAGCGGAUCACCCGGCUCCCCGGCCGGUCACCUCGGGAUGCCCGGCCCUCACGGGGGAUCGCCCGGGGCAGCCCUGGCCGCCGCCGGCCACGUCCCGAUCCGGCCGACGCCCUUCAGCGCACUGGCGGCGGCGGCCGCUGCAUGGGGCGGCAUGGCCGGCGGCGGUGUCCCGUGGCCCGGUGCCCGCCAGAUGGCGGGGCCGUUCGGGCCACCCGGCCUGUUCCCCGGCCAGGGCUUCGGCGCCGGUCAACUCGGUGGAGACAAUGAACCGCCGCGCAUCAAGUGCAACCUGCGGAAGCACAAACCGAACCGGAAGCCGCGCACCCCGUUCACCACCCAGCAGCUGCUGUCGCUGGAGAAGAAGUUCCGCGAGAAGCAGUACCUGAGCAUAGCGGAGCGGGCCGAGUUCAGCUCGUCGCUGCGGCUCACCGAGACGCAGGUCAAGAUCUGGUUCCAGAACCGGCGGGCCAAGGCGAAGCGGCUGCAGGAAGCGGAACUGGAGAAGAUCAAGAUGGCCGCGCUCGGGCGGGCUCCCGGGGCCCAGCUCUACAUGGGCUACUUCCACCCGAGCCUGAUGGGGGGCGCGAUGCACCUGGGGUAGAGGACCCCGCCCGCCCGGGACCCUUGGCCCGGCCCCGGACCAACCAACAAAACCAACCUACCAACCAACCAACCAAUCAACCAUUGUGAAUACUAGCAUUUAAGCGUCUGUAAACCCCUCUAAACGACUUGCGUUGCGCUACUCCCGAGAGGUCACGGGACCGCGCGCGUCGGCGUUUACGUUAAGCUAUUUAUUUUAGUGUCCCCCUCCGGGUUUCCCCACACACACUGUCUCUCU